Trypanosoma brucei brucei TREU927 is the source of this 1878-nucleotide messenger RNA. RefSeq lists its product as hypothetical. Bases 1 to 1878 code for a protein of 625 amino acids. The transcript has a single exon. The record is from RefSeq and is a predicted model, not a curated record. Lineage: Eukaryota; Euglenozoa; Kinetoplastea; Trypanosomatida; Trypanosomatidae. Gene Ontology annotation, molecular function: protein binding.
AUGGGUAUUUUAGUUGUCACUCACUGUCGUAGUGCUGAUGGGAAAUAUACAAAUCUCUAUUUAUUUAUUUUUUUGUCAUCAACUUCCUCUGCAAUUACUGACCUCUAUUUAAACGGUCAUAUAGGCAUCUAUAGCGAGCAAGGAAGGGUGGACCUCGUUCGAAUCAUGCAAAGCGGCAGUGAGAAGCGGAACGGUCAAAAGCGCCCCCGGCAUGCUGGUGAAGCAGCGGCCUCUUCACCAGCGGUAGCACUCAAACAAAAGAAACUGAAACCGAAGAAAAAGACGGAUAAUGCAGGUGAAGGGAAUGAGGACCAACUUCAGCAACGGCGGCGGCAAAAAGAGGAAAAGCGAAAUUUACCGAUUGCAUCAUCAUCACCAGCGGCAGCGCAGCAAGUGAAGAGUCCGGUGUUGGAUCAAGUGCAGGCGAAAGUCCCUACUGAAGAGUGUCGCAGCGCCCUGCUGGUCAUUGGAACAUAUCACUCCGUCAUGGCGGGGUUGCUCUACCGGCGUCGCCGCUUCGGCCUGCUUUUUUCCAUCAAGCACCAUGUCGGAUGCAUCAACGCUGUCACAGCUGGGGGCGGGGCGAAGUAUAUGGCUUCGGCGGGCACGGAUGAGCGGGUAUUUUUAUUCACCAAUAAAAGUCACAGCGUUCAAAAGCAACUGAAGCUCUUGAAAAAGAAGCAAAAACGGCAAGCGAAAAGGCUGAAGAAAGGUGGUGAACCAUGUGGGAACGGUGGGGAAAUGGAAGAAACCCUGGCUUUUGCUGGUCCUUCCGCAGAAACAAAUAGCGGCAGCAGCGCUGAGCCUCUUGCUCUCAGACUUACCGAUUUGGGUCACGUCUCACCACCCAGUGAAGUACGUUGUAUGAAGAUAACGAGUAACUCACAGCUGAUGUUGUGUGGUUGUACCGACGGGCAGCUUAUAACAUACCGCACACGUGAUUGGUCCAUCAACUCGGCUAUUCCAUUACAUGAGAAAUGCAUCUCUAGCAUUGCCCUACAUCCGGGAAGCAAUAAUGACGGCGGUUCCGGUGCGGCGCUGGCCAUUACAUGCUCGGCAGAAGACCACCAUAUUGUAGUUGUAGACUUGUUGAGGGGUCGGUUACUAAGCAAAUGGCGCUACAGUACAUCACUAGCAACAGCAAUAAGUCGAUACAGAGCCAACAAAGACAACGGUGGAAGGGAUAAUGUCGCGUCUCCGGCUGCUGCACAAACAACAAGCGACAGCGAUGAGCCCGGGAGGCCGGUGAAGCUGGCGAAGUGGGAGCGGCACGACGAGCCACGUGAGGUCCACUUCUCCCCAGUAGGUUCUUACUUCGCCGUUCUGUCCAGUCACGCUCUACUUGUUUAUGAGACGGCCACGAUGCGGGCUGUGGCGCAAUACCGGGCUCCUUCUCCGCUGCAGCCGCACAAUGAAAUGCACACCUUCUGUUUCAUGGACGAACAAACCAUAAUGAUUGGUGAUGAGUCGGGAAACAUACGAUGCUGCUGUGGGCCAUGGCAGGGGGCUUGCGUUCCGGGGAUCGUGGAACGGCGUAUUCCCCAUGGUAGUGAGGGCGGUAACGUUGGAGUUUGCGGUACUAACAACAGCAGCGGGGAUACGACUGGCAGCUUUGCCGCUGGUUCUGAUGCGUCACAGCACUCGGGACGUCACCCCACAAAGCAUUCAACGCGUGUGAAAGCACUGCAUUGUGCUGGCCGAACCCUCUUUUCAUUGGAUGCGGCGGGUGUCGCUAUCGCUUGGAAUGUGGAUAAAGGAGGCAUCAGCAGUAAUAACAGUAUCAGUGCGAGUGGCAAAAGCUCAGAUUUGAUGCUCCACUACAUCUGUAGUGCAAACUGCAGGGGUCGUGUGACGACGAUGGAUGUGUUGCGGCUGUAG